Molecule: messenger RNA, 1275 nt
Organism: Psilocybe cubensis
Lineage: Eukaryota; Fungi; Basidiomycota; Agaricomycetes; Agaricales; Agrocybaceae
Exons: 10
Coding region: 1-1275 (424 amino acids)
Biological process (GO): malate transmembrane transport
Cellular component (GO): membrane
Molecular function (GO): malate transmembrane transporter activity
Source: RefSeq, a predicted model, not a curated record
AUGGCUUCAACGCAGUCUACAUCCGAUUCGGCGACUCUCGAUGAAACCCCACUCUUUUCGGAUCCAGAGCGAUCUCGUCGUGUUGGGGUGUUCGGACGUCGAAUUCAUGGUUGGUCCUGGCAAUCGUUUCCUAUAGGCAUGGGAACUAGUGCCGUAUACCUAGUUUUUUCCGGAAUCAAGGACCGUCCCAUAGCCCUACAUCGCAUUGAAGUCGGAUUCUUCUUCAUGAAUAUGGCAUUGUUCAUUUUGAAUACGCUCACAUUGAUCCUUCAAGCAAUUCUUUAUCCUAAGAGGGCUUGGCGUUCAUUCACAGACCCAGUCGCCAGUAUUUUCGUUCCCUUGAUUGUACUGUCCUUCGCGACGAUUGUCAUUGGUACCGUCAAUUAUGCAGUGCCAUUGGGUCAUGUCAGCUUAAACUUCACAUACGCAUUGUUUUGGCUUUAUGUCGCAUUUUCCCUUAUAACAUCCUUUGUAAUGCUGAUGAUAUGGUUCAACCAUUCUCAUGAACUUACGGCGUUCACUCCGGGAUAUGCAUUUCUGAUAUUUCCUCUCAUGCUAACAGGCGUAGUCGCUGCCUCAGUACUUACCGUUCUGGAUCUUGAUGACCGCAGAUGUCUCGGCGUCCUUCUUACUGGCUACUUUUUUCAAGGCCUUGGCUUUUUCAUGACCUUCUUUUAUAUCUGCAUUUACAUCAUUCGACUCAUAAUGACUGGCUUUCUCGAAGGACACCAAGCAAAUUCUGCCUUCAUUGUUUGUGGCCCACCUGGGUUUACCGCUCUGGCUUUAAUCAAUCUUGGAAAAGAAGCACAGUUUUUAUUACCGCACAAUAACUUGGUUUCUUCCGGCGCUGGAGACAUUUGGUAUGCAUCCAGCGUACUUUGCAGCGUCUUAUUAUUCGGACUUGCUGUGUUUUUCUUCAUAUUUGGUGCCCUUCCGUACGGCUUUAAGGUAUAUAAACGCCUUGGCCUUAAAGACAUCCUGAGCUGUUGGGCCGUCACUUUCCCGAACGUCGGUUGGAUUGCCACACUGCGCUUAUUGGGAGAUAUCUUCGAUAUCGCUGGCUUUCACACUCUGCACAAAGUACUAGCCAUUGCGCUGCUAGCCGUGUGGACGCUUCUGUUCAUCCUGACCAUCACUGCUUUCGUGACAGGCCGGAUUUUUAUAUCUACAGAACAAGAUGUCAUGAAAGACAAACAACGCUUGAGGCGACGAUCGCGAAGUGAAACCUCAGCGAGAUUAAAUAGUCAGGAAAAACCUAAUAACAGUGCAGUAUGA